Messenger RNA from Aplosporella prunicola CBS 121167, 936 nucleotides. RefSeq lists its product as uncharacterized. Gene Ontology annotation, biological process: protein geranylgeranylation; protein farnesylation. Gene Ontology annotation, molecular function: protein farnesyltransferase activity; CAAX-protein geranylgeranyltransferase activity. NCBI's taxonomy places the organism in Eukaryota, Fungi, Ascomycota, Dothideomycetes, Botryosphaeriales, Aplosporellaceae. Gene Ontology annotation, cellular component: cytoplasm; protein farnesyltransferase complex; CAAX-protein geranylgeranyltransferase complex. The transcript has 3 exons. The record is from RefSeq and is a predicted model, not a curated record. Bases 1 to 936 code for a protein of 311 amino acids.
AUGGGAUACUUUGCCGAAGCCGAGGAGUGGAAGGACGUCGAGCCUAUCCCGCUCAACGAGGGCGGUCCUAACGCCCUCGCUGCCAUUGCCUACUCGGACGAGUAUGACGAGGCCAUGUCCUACCUGCGCGCCAUCAUGGCCAAGAACGAGAUGAGCGACCGCGCCAUCGACCUCACCGACGCCAUUAUCGACUCCAAUCCCGCGCACUACACCGUCUGGCUCUACCGCGCCAAGAACAUCCUCUCGCUGAACAAAGACCUGCGCGCCGAGGUUGACUGGCUGAAUGAGACGGCGCUGCAGAAUCUCAAAAACUACCAGAUCUGGCACCACCGGCAGACAAUCGUCAACAAGCUGGGCUCGGCCGAGGGCGAGCAGGACUUCAUCGCGCGCAUGCUCGUCAAGGACGCAAAGAACUACCACGUCUGGAGCUACCGCCAGUGGCUGGUGCGCCGCUUCGGCCUCUGGGAGCAGGGCGAGCUCGAGGCCAUCGAGAAGCUGCUCGCCGACGACGUGCGCAACAACUCCGCCUGGAACCACCGCUGGUUCAUCGUCUUCGGCAACGACGCCACCAACUUCUCCAACAAGAAGAUCCUCGAUCGCGAGUUCGACUACGCCAAAGCCGCCGUCCACCGCGCUCCCCAGAACCAAAGCCCGUGGAAUUACCUCCGCGGGCUGGUCCGCCACGCCCAACUGCCGCCGGACACGCUCAAAGACUUCGCGGCCAUGUUUGCCGACCCUCACAAGCCCGACGACGUCCGCUCGAGCCACGCCCUCGACCUGCUCGCCGACAUCUACGCCGCCGAGGGCGGCCGCGACGACGCCGCAACGGCCCUCGACCUCCUGGCCACGCGUUACGACCCCAUCCGCCAGAACUACUGGAACUACCGCAAGUCGUUGUUGGAUGCGCCCGCGGCUGCGCCGAUUAAAACAGUUUAA